GCUCCCUUUGUGAUGUUUGUGAGUUCUAUUUUUUUUUUAUCUCAAUGUACUUAGUAGUGGCUUUCUCAUUUGCCGGAGUUGAUGCAUCUUUUUUUCUUCCUAGAUUCUGAAGAAUGACCUCCCAGUUUAGGUUUAACAAUGGUUGUUUGCUUUUUCCCUUUAUGCAGCCUUUGCUCUGUGUAGUAAACAAAGCUGCAUUGUGCUGUCUCUCUGUUCAGUGCAGUCCUUUUUUUUUUCUCCCUUAACACGUACUGCAGUCAACUCUCCUUUAACAAGGUGGCACUAUUGUUGAGCUAGUCAGAUAGAAUCAUCAUACCGCUUUAGGGGACAGAACGGGGUUUUUAAAAGGAGAUGCCUCACAGCUCUAUUUUGCCAAACAGGCAGAGUGGAAACAUUGGCUUAAGAGCAUUGGCAGAAUCAUUAGCUUGUCUUUAGCUGCAGCAGUCAUCAGUUCGAGCGCAGUGUGGGAUGGAAGUCCUAGCUGGAAGUCUGUUAUGGAAACGCUCUUUGCUGUUAUUGUAGCACUGUGGUGACAACAUGCCAUUGAAAUGGAAAAGCGGUUCUCCUGCUAGCUGGAAAUUCCCAGUUCCUGUGCUUAAAACAUCUAGGUCAUCUCCACUCUCACCAGCAUACAUCCAUCAUCACUCCUUUGUGGUUUGGACAACCCACUCUCUCCUUGCUGCUGCUCCGACUUUCCACUUACCAGGAUCACUGGUGGAAGAGGACGACCCUCAUAUGAAAGUGUCCCUCGGGAGUGGCGAUAUGGGUGUGUCUGCCCAUCUCCAGACAUCCAAGACAGGCAACACACGGUUCUUCACGAGCAACACCCAUAGUUCUGUCGUUUUACAGGGAUUCGACCAGCUGAGGAUAGAGGGAUUACUCUGCGAUGUUACACUGCUGCCUGGAGAUGGAGAUGAAGCAUUUCCUGUUCACAGAGCAAUGAUGGCGUCUGCUAGCGAUUACUUUAAGGCAAUGUUUACAGGUGGAAUGAAGGAACAAGAUUUAAUGUGCAUCAAACUUCAUGGUGUUAACCGAAUAGGCCUCAAAAAGAUCAUCGACUUCAUUUACACAGCAAAGCUCUCUCUUAACAUGGAGAAUCUGCAGGAUACACUUGAAGCUGCAAGUUUUCUGCAGAUCAUUCCUGUCCUAGACUUCUGCAAAGUGUUUCUUAUAUCUGGGGUUUCACUGGAAAACUGCGUGGAAGUAGGGCGCAUCGCAAAUGCCUAUAACCUUACAGAAGUGGACAAAUAUGUUAACAAUUUUAUCUUGAAGAACUUUCCCUCGUUGCUGAGCACUGGCGAGUUUGUCAAGCUCCCAUUUGACCGGCUGGCCUUUGUGCUCUCUAGCAACAGCCUGAAGCACUGCAGUGAACUUGACCUCUUCAAGGCUGCCUGCCGCUGGCUUCGGUACGAGGAGAACAGGAUGGAGUAUGCAUCCAAAUUAAUGAAGAACAUCCGUUUUCCCCUCAUGAGCCCUCAGGAGCUCAUCAACCACGUACAGACCGUGGAUUUCAUGAGGACGGACAACAUCUGCGUGAACCUGUUACUCGAAGCCAGCAAUUACCAAAUGAUGCCCUUCAUGCAGCCAGUGAUGCAGUCAGAAAGGACUGCUAUCCGAUCAGACAGCACGCACCUGGUGACGUUGGGCGGGGUGUUACGGCAGCAGCUGGUCGUGAGUAAGGAGCUGCGACUGUACGACGAAAAAGCGCACGAAUGGAAGGCUCUGGCUUCUAUGGACGCUCCCCGCUACCAGCACGGCAUUGCGGUGAUCGGCAACUUCCUGUACGUAGUGGGCGGACAGAGCAAUUACGACACGAAAGGAAAGACAGCCGUGGACACCGUUUUCAGAUACGACCCCCGCUACAACAAGUGGAUGCAGGUGGCCUCUCUCAACGAAAAGCGCACUUUCUUCCACCUAAGUGCCCUCAAAGGACAUCUCUAUGCAGUGGGAGGUAGAAACGCAGCAGGGGAGUUAGCUACAGUGGAGUGCUACAAUCCCAGGACAAAUGAAUGGACAUAUGUUGCGAAAAUGAAUGAACCUCAUUAUGGACAUGCUGGGACGGUUUACGGUGGUUUUAUGUACAUUUCAGGAGGAAUCACUCAUGACACUUUCCAAAAAGAGCUCAUGUGCUUCGACCCCGACACAGACAAAUGGACACAGAAGGCUCCCAUGACCACAGUGAGAGGACUUCACUGUAUGUGUACUGUUGGCGACAGGCUCUACGUCAUUGGCGGAAACCACUUCCGAGGAACCAGCGACUACGACGACGUCCUGAGCUGUGAGUAUUACUCCCCGGCCCUCGACCAGUGGACUCCUAUCGCGGCCAUGCUGCGCGGGCAGAGUGAUGUGGGCGUGGCGGUGUUUGAGAACAAAAUCUACGUGGUGGGCGGCUACUCGUGGAACAACCGCUGCAUGGUGGAAAUUGUUCAAAAGUACGAUCCAGAGAAGGACGAGUGGCAGAAAGUCUUCGACCUCCCUGAGUCUCUUGGAGGCAUUCGAGCAUGCACUCUCACAGUCUUUCCACCUGAGGACAAUACUGGAUCGCCUUCUAGGGAAUCUCCACUGUCUGCACCUUGAGGUCCCCAAAUGCCUGGAGAACUGUUUUGCACUUCGACUUGGAUUCAAUCUGUACUGCUCGGUAGCGUUUUUUGUUCCGAUAAUAACCUCCAGAGAAGAGUACGAUAUUCAGUCACUAGACUAUUUUUACAAAGCUGCUAGGCUGACCUUCAGUUUUUACAAAAGCAGCAAACAAAUCAUAGAACCUCACUGGCAGAAGCUCUUCAUAUUAAUAUGGAAAAACAAAUGUUACUGUUUUGCAAUGUACUUACCUUUUAAUGUUGCAUUUUCAGAUUUUGGCAGCAAAUGAACUGUAACAUACCUUAGAAGAGUGAGCAAUUCAAUUUUUGUACAUUGUUUUCAGUUUUAAUAAGCUGAUUCUUUGUGGUUUGAUUUGGGGGGCGGGUCAUAUUCAAGUUCUGUCAGCUACAAUGGGGACUUUUGGGCUAAAAGGGUCUGGGCACUUGUCUUGUAACGGAGGGGGUAAAAAAGUAAUUUUGUAUCUCAGGGGUUGGCCACCACCCCCCUCCCACACUCCCCAAUAAUUGAGAGAUUUCUGCCAUUGCUUUUAACCAUUAAUGAAAUGGUGUUUUCUAUAUUUAAUAAAGAAUACAAAUUUAAAGAA
Molecule: messenger RNA, 3181 nt
Organism: Lepisosteus oculatus (spotted gar)
Lineage: Eukaryota; Metazoa; Chordata; Actinopteri; Semionotiformes; Lepisosteidae
Source: RefSeq, a predicted model, not a curated record